This is a messenger RNA of Betta splendens (Siamese fighting fish), 2345 nucleotides long. It is a transcript of the gene klf1, whose product is annotated as Kruppel-like factor 1 (erythroid). The transcript has 3 exons. The coding region runs from base 274 to 1353 and encodes 359 amino acids. The record is from RefSeq and is a predicted model, not a curated record. Gene Ontology annotation, biological process: regulation of transcription by RNA polymerase II. Gene Ontology annotation, molecular function: RNA polymerase II cis-regulatory region sequence-specific DNA binding; DNA-binding transcription factor activity, RNA polymerase II-specific. NCBI's taxonomy places the organism in Eukaryota, Metazoa, Chordata, Actinopteri, Anabantiformes, Osphronemidae.
AAAGAGAGAGAUUUGAAGUCAGACCUGCAGCUUUAGAGAUAGACGCGAGCGAGGAGGGAGAGAUAGCACGUGGGGGCAUGGAGGGAAGGACACAGUAGCGUCAAGAAGCUGUUUCCGUGGACUGUAACUGGGGUCAGAGGCCGGGUCAGCUGGGGUUUGACUUGAUGCUAGCUGAGGGUAAGAUUGGGAUGUAAAAACGCUAAAAGUAUAAACGAAAACAAAAAAAAAAGAAACAGUUGCUGCCAACACUGUCGACGGACGUCAAAGCGCUUGAUGGCUGUUACGCAGGCUGUGCUCCCGUCCUUCAGCUCCUUCUCCAGCCUCGCUCACUCCAGUGACAAUAUGAAAGAGUGGAAGUCUGAGCGCGGCUCUCUUCCCCUGGACUCUCUGAGCAGCAAGCUGUCGCCGAGCGGCUCCGAGCAGCUGCGCGUCUCACAGCAAGCGGCCGAGGAGCUGCUGGAUGACGACAGCGAGGCGUCCUGGGACAUCGAGUUCCUGUUGUCCGACUGGAGCAGCCCCUCGCCCGACCUCAACCCCUCUCUGGACAGCGGCGACCAGCAGCUCGCGCGGCUCGAUCCGACCUCGGCGUACCGGGAGCCGGGCGCGUUUGAGGCCCAGCCCGGGCAGGAGCACGUGCAGGCGAGCGGCGGCGGCCUCGUGGCCGAGCUGAUGGCCCCUCCGGGAAACGCGGCGACGCUCCAGACGGAGCUGUACCAUCACGCUUACGCUGACGACUACACGGCUCCAGCUUCGCUUCCGACUCUGCCCAGCGUGGAGCAGUUCAGCUUCCCCCAAGGCGGCAGAGGAGGCCAGAGUAAGGCCGUGCCCUGGGACUUUAACCCCUACUAUCCCCAGCAGCAGCAGCCCACCCCUGUGACAUACCCCAACAGCAGGUUCAUGCCCCCUGAUCCCAGACACUACAGCUACAUGCCCCACUUUAACCACAACACCAGCCUCUUCAGUGACUACAUAUCGAGCCAGGCCCCGGGCCAUCUUCCCCUUCACCAGCAGCCCCUGCUGAUCGGGCCCCCGCUGCCCCCUGCUGGGGUGGAAGGGAAGCGCGGCCGAAGGGCCACAGGGAAAAAGAGGCCAGCCAUCCACAGCUGUGACUACCCCGGUUGCAGCAAAACCUACACCAAGAGCUCCCACCUCAAAGCUCACCUCCGCACCCACACAGGAGAGAAACCCUACCACUGUUCAUGGGAGGGCUGCAGCUGGAAGUUCGCCCGCUCGGACGAGCUGACGCGCCACUACCGCAAGCACACGGGCCAGAAGCCGUACGAGUGUCUGCUGUGUCAGAGGGCGUUCUCCCGCUCCGACCACCUGGCUCUGCACAUGAAGAGACACAACUGAGGCCCACGCACACAAACACACACACACACACACACACACACACACACACACACACACACACACACACACACACACAUGCACGCACGCACACACACACACAGACACACACACACACACACACACACACACACACACACACACACACACACACACGCACACACACACACACACAUGCACACACAACAUCAAAACAAUCAAUCAAUCAAAUGUUUUAAAGGAUUGAUUGAUAUGCACUGUUAAAGAUAUUUACAACUCACCUAACAAGAUUCUAAUGAGACCAGUCUAGUGUUGCACUGACUGCUGUAAAUAAAUAGAUGAUUUAGAAUAGAUGCAGCAUGGUGCCUACAUUACCCACAAUACUACAUGUGUAAAACAGCUCAGUGUAUCAUGGCUUGAUACAAAGGCUUGCACCUUUGUCUUUAGGACCAGGUGAGGAGUGAGCCAUGCACCAGUCAUCACAGUUUCCUUUCCUUCAUACACUUCUUUAAUGUGCCAAUGUUUUUAUUUAAACUGAUACUUAAAUAUGGGGCAGUUCAUCCCAGGCUUUAACCUCAGUAGUAUCUGGGCAACCAUCAUGUACAAAUAGCUUACUUAUUGCACUAGGAGCCACUCAGGAAAAAACACUGUACACACAGAGGUCACGUAGACCUAAACACUAACAGUCCUAUAAAAGGAAUUUGUGUCACAGAGGUUAUAAUGGCUCAGUUAGCAUGGCCGCUUAACUAUACAUGUAAGAACUACUAUGGUGAUAAUGAUUGUAGCUACAAUAUUAUGAUAUUGUGUUUUUGUUGUUUCAUACAAAACUUAAAGCUGUAAAUAAUUUGCCUCUCUGUUUCUUAUGGUCUAAAGUGAUACAUAUUUAUUAAUAUGUUUUAUAUUGACAGAAGAUAAUAUUUUAUUGUAUAAAUUUUUAUAUUGUCCAAAGUACUUUAAAAGAUUUUAAUUAUUUGUAUGAAAGUCAUUCUUCCAUUAAAGAUGUCAAAUGAUGUAAA